GCUCGGGCUCUGCGCGGGGCCGGGGGCGCGGGUGCCUGGGGAGCCCGCGUCCCGCUCCGAGAGCCCCGACGGGCGGUCGCGCUGCUCGGGGCCCAUCGGCCGAAGACUCGUGUCGCUCUCCGCAGCGUCGCCAUGUCCUCGGUGUUCGGAAAACCCCGCGCGGGCAGCGGGCCGCAGAGCGCGCCGCUCGAAGUCAACCUGGCCAUCCUAGGGCGCCGCGGGGUCGGCAAGUCCGCCCUGACUGUGAAGUUUCUGACCAAGAGGUUUAUCAGCGAAUAUGAUCCUAACUUGGAGGACACCUACAGCUCUGAGGAGACUGUGGACCACCAGCCUGUCCACCUGAGGGUCAUGGACACUGCGGACCUGGACACCCCCAGGAACUGUGAGCGCUACCUGAACUGGGCCCACGCCUUCCUUGUGGUGUACAGUGUCGACAGCCGCCAGAGCUUCGAGGGCAGCAGCAGAUACCUGGAGCUGCUUGCUUUGCACACCAAGGAGACACAGCGCGGCUCCCCUGCUCUGUUGCUGGGCAAUAAGCUGGACAUGGCCCAGUACAGGCAAGUCACCACGGCAGAGGGCGCGGCGUUGGCAGGCAGGUUCGGGUGCCUGUUUUUCGAGGUCUCUGCCUGCCUGGACUUCGAGCACGUGCAGCAUGUCUUCCAUGAGGCAGUACGGGAGGCCCGGCGGGAGCUAGAGAGAAGCCCCCUGGCCCGGCCCCUCUUCAUCUCUGAGGAGAGGGCGCUGCCUCACCAGGCCCCGCUCACUGCCCGGCAUGGGCUGGCUAGCUGCACCUUCAACACACUCUCCACUGUCAGCCUGAAGGAGAUGCCCACCGUGGCCCAGGCCAAGCUGGUCACUGUGAAGUCAUCCCGGGCCCAGAGCAAGCGCAAGGCGCCCACCCUGACCCUACUGAAGGGCUUCAAGAUCUUCUGAGGGCUCCUUGUCAGGAACCUCUGACUUGGUGGCAGAGUAGGGCAGAGGUACAGGGGCUGGUUUGUCAACACUGGCCUUGCCCUCUAAUGGACAACUGACCCCACCUCCAGCACCAAGCAGUGUCCCUACACUCAGUUCACUGUGUGAGCUGGACAGACAGGCAGGGAUGCUGCUGUUGUUCCCUCCAGGCCUCAGUCUCCAUGGUAACCACUGCAUCUGUGACCCUGGAGGGAAACAGCCACUGUGACAAUCCAGAGUCCUGGGGUCAGCCUUAAGCAGGAAGAAAUUGCAGGGUCCAUCCUGCUGCCAUCACCCCUUCCUUCUCCAGCUACUGCCGGGCCAGCUGUGGAUGGCUCUGGGUGGACAGCUCUGAGAGGCUCAGUCAAUUUGUAGGCCUGAGAACAGCCCUCGGGAGGGACAGCCCUGAGGUCCUAGCGCCACCUGGUGGACGGGAAGGACAGGGCAGCUGUGGGUUUCCUAGGCUGGAGCCUGGCCCUCCUGUCCUCUCCUGCCCUUUUGUCCUUUUCUGCCCUAGGCAACAAACCCCACAGUUUAUCCAAGGACAAUCUAGUUAAAAAAAAAAUCCUAUGGGGCAGCCUGGGCAGGGCAAAUAAGUCCCAGGAAGGGAUAUUUCCAGCACUUUGUGUCUCAGUGAGGGUAGAAGGGAGGGGCUGUGGGUUGUCCAGGGUAGGGAGCCUCCAGCUUUUUUCCUGCAGUCAGGGUCCCCUUGUCUUCCCACUGCUAAGGACUCUGUCCAUGGACCCUCAGGACCAACCUCCUCAAGUGUAAUGAUCCAGGCUACAGAACAAAGUUGUUCCCUGCAGUGACAGUUACCCAGGUCUCCAGGGAGCCCACAGCUGGCAGUAUAUCAGAUGCCAUCUGUGGGCAUUGUUAGCCUGCCCACUUGUAGGUAGAAACACGGUAUGCUCAUUAGUAGUCUGGUUUGGCAGGACCCAGUACCCUCAGCAGUGGUCUGAGUGUUCAAAGCCCACUUUUGUAAGGCAGAACCUAAAACAUUUUGGGUUAAUAAAGUAAAUGCUUGCAUAAAUUAUUUGGUGUUACCUCCACACCUUAUACCCCAACACCAUGGCUCAGACAUGGGAUCAGGACACUCCUUUGGAAUCCCACUGUUAGCAAGGCAGGGAGUGCCAUAGUUUUCUAACUUUGUUUACCACGGGCUGGUCCAAAGGAAGUCUUUCAUGACUCCUUAGCAAAUAAGCAGGUAAAGGAGAGGGCUCUGAUGGGUGAAAGGGUUGGGAAGAGGAUUCUGAGCCUGGAAUCCAGCUCCUUCCCCUCUCAGCAGUCCCAGGAGCUUGGAUUGAAAGCAACCCAGUCUUCAGCUCCGUUCUAUAGAUGGAGAAGCUGAGGACAGAGGGAGGCUGUGAACUAUGAAGGACCACAUGCUGAGAGUCCUGGCCAGGCUAUCUGACCACAAACCAGCUACGGAUUUUGCACUUUUGUUCCAAGCCACUUGUGUGUGUGUGGACCACCACCAUUUGAACAAACUAUGCAAUUCCAACUGCUUACU
Molecule: messenger RNA, 2461 nt
Organism: Cynocephalus volans (Philippine flying lemur)
Lineage: Eukaryota; Metazoa; Chordata; Mammalia; Dermoptera; Cynocephalidae
Gene: RASL12
Product: RAS like family 12
Exons: 5
Coding region: 133-933 (266 amino acids)
Molecular function (GO): GTP binding; GTPase activity
Source: RefSeq, a predicted model, not a curated record